Molecule: messenger RNA, 5406 nt
Organism: Cheilinus undulatus (humphead wrasse)
Lineage: Eukaryota; Metazoa; Chordata; Actinopteri; Labriformes; Labridae
Gene: clcn4
Product: chloride channel, voltage-sensitive 4
Exons: 12
Coding region: 263-2554 (763 amino acids)
Biological process (GO): transmembrane transport; chloride transport
Cellular component (GO): Golgi apparatus; synaptic vesicle; early endosome
Molecular function (GO): voltage-gated chloride channel activity
Source: RefSeq, a predicted model, not a curated record
UAGAGUUAGCAUUAGCUGCUAUCGGACCCUGCUGACCACCCAGUCCUGUCUGAGGUUUCUACCUCUAUAACGGCUUUAUACGAGCUUAUAUGGAGCUGUUCAACACCGCCAAAGGCUGCUGCCCCGGUGUAUUACUGAGAUAAGGACAUUUUAUUGAAGUGCUGCCUGUUUUUAAACCACUGCAGUAAAACCAGAGGCUCAGGUGGAGUUCAGUCCUUUCCUUUCGUUGCCAGUAAACUACAAACAAGCCCAGCAUGCUGGUAUGAGCAGCGCCACGCCCACAGAGGAGAUGAACGGAGCUGGAAACCUGAUGGAUUUCCUGGAUGAGCCUUUUCCUGACGUGGGCACGUACGAGGACUUCCACACCAUCGACUGGCUGAGGGAGAAAUCCCGGGACACAGACCGCCACCGCAAGAUCACCAGUAAGAGCAAAGAGUCCAUCUGGGAGCUGAUCAAAAGCCUGCUGGACGCCUGGUCAGGAUGGGUGGUGAUGCUGCUCAUAGGACUCCUCUCAGGAACGCUGGCCGGCGUGAUCGACCUGGCGGUGGACUGGAUGACGGACCUGAAGGAGGGCGUUUGUCUGUCGGCCUUCUGGUACAGCCACGAGCAGUGCUGCUGGACGUCCAACGAGACCACGUUUGACGACAGAGACAAGUGUCCGCAGUGGCAGAAGUGGGCGGAGCUAAUGACCGGACACGCCGAGGGCGCUGGAGCGUACGUAUUGAACUACUUCCUGUAUAUUCUGUGGGCUCUGCUGUUUUCCUUCCUCGCCGUGUCUCUGGUGCGAGUGUUUGCUCCGUACGCCUGUGGUUCAGGAAUCCCAGAGAUCAAGACCAUCCUCAGCGGCUUCAUCAUCCGGGGUUACCUGGGGAAAUGGACCCUGCUGAUAAAGACGGUCACCCUGGUUCUGGCGGUGUCGUCGGGUCUCAGCCUGGGGAAGGAGGGCCCUCUGGUCCACGUGGCCUGCUGCUGUGGGAACCUCUUCUGCAGCCUCUUCUCCAAGUACAGCAAGAACGAGGGCAAACGCAGAGAGGUGUUAUCGGCUGCAGCGGCGGCUGGAGUGUCGGUGGCGUUUGGAGCGCCCAUUGGAGGAGUCCUGUUCAGCCUGGAAGAGGUCAGUUAUUACUUCCCUCUGAAGACUUUAUGGCGUUCGUUCUUCGCCGCCCUGGUCGCCGCCUUCACUCUGCGCUCCAUCAACCCGUUUGGAAACAGCCGCCUGGUGCUCUUCUAUGUUGAGUACCACACGCCGUGGUACAUGGCCGAGCUUGUCCCCUUCAUCCUCCUUGGCGUGUUCGGCGGCCUCUGGGGGACGCUCUUCAUCCGUGCCAACAUCGCCUGGUGCCGGCGGAGGAAGACCACCCAGCUGGGGAAGUACCCAGUGCUGGAGGUCAUCGCUGUGACGGGAAUCACGGCCGUGCUGGCGUACCCUAACCCGUAUACUCGCCGCAGCACCAGCGAGCUGAUCUCUGAGCUCUUCAACGACUGCGGCGCUCUGGAGUCGUCACAGCUCUGCGAUUACGUCAACAACCCCAACAUGAGUCGACCGGUGGACGACAUCCCAGACCGGCCGGCGGGACCAGGAGUCUACAACGCCCUGUGGCAGCUCGCCCUCGCUCUGGUCUUCAAGAUCGUCAUCACCAUCUUCACCUUUGGCAUGAAGAUCCCGUCGGGUCUCUUCAUUCCCAGCAUGGCGGUCGGAGCGAUUGCAGGACGGAUCGUUGGGAUCGCCGUGGAGCAGAUGGCGUACCACCACCAUGACUGGAUCAUCUUUAAGAACUGGUGCCGGCCCGGUGCGGACUGUGUCACGCCUGGACUGUAUGCCAUGGUGGGAGCGGCUGCCUGUCUGGGUGGGGUGACCAGGAUGACCGUCUCUCUUGUGGUCAUCAUGUUCGAGCUCACUGGUGGUUUAGAAUACAUCGUGCCGCUGAUGGCGGCUGCUGUCACCAGUAAAUGGGUGGCGGACGCCUUCGGUAAGGAGGGCAUCUACGAGUCUCACAUCCAGUUGAAUGGUUACCCUUACCUGGAUGUCAGGGACGAGUUCACCCACCGCACCCUGGCCACUGACGUGAUGCGGCCCCGCAGGAACGACCCCCCUCUGGCCGUCCUCACUCAGGAUAGCACCACGGUGGAGGACGUGGAGACGCUCAUCAAGGACACCGAUUAUAACGGCUUCCCUGUGGUUGUGUCCAGAGAGUCCGAGAGGCUUAUCGGCUUCGUUCAGCGGCGGGACCUCACCCUCGCCAUCAAAAACGCCCGUCAGAAGCAGGACGGCGUGGUCAGCAGCUCUGUGGUCUACUUCACCGAGGACGCUCCACAGCUGCCCGCCAGCAACCCUCAGCCGCUGAAGCUGCGACGCAUCCUGAACCUGUCCCCUUUCACCGUCACUGACCACACGCCCAUGGAGACGGUGGUUGACAUCUUCCGCAAGCUCGGCCUUCGCCAGUGUCUCGUCACGAGGAGCGGGCGUCUGCUGGGAAUCAUCACUAAGAAGGACGUUCUGCGACACAUGGCCCAGAUGAUGAACCAGGAUCCAGAGUCCAUCAUGUUCAAUUAGAGGGGAAAUCCAGCUUUACUUAGUGGGUGUAAAUAUGUGAAACCAACAUGUACUGCAACAUGUGAAACGUCCUCUCUCCUGACAGGCAAGUCCCUCCCUGUAGCCCCCACAGCAGCUCAGUGUAACUCCCAUCAGCAGGAGGCUUCUCAUUCAGUGUUUAAGUUUCAGACUCAGAGGAGAUGAGCUGUGAGAAGACAAAUCAGAUGAUUCAGUGUUUUCUGUUGUCAUAAUCAUAAAGCACCUAAGGUUGUCAAAACCUUCAAUACCACACUUUAAAAAACGAUACAGUCUUUGUUAUUUUAAUGAUCAUAGAACAAAGAAAGGCCUGCACACUGUCUAAGAAGUAUGAAGCUCUGGUCCAAUGUCCACAGGUUAGGAUGUACCUGCAUUCAGGAUACAAUUCUGUACCUUCCUGCACAUUUGUGCAGAGGUGUUGUUGUGUUUCUGAGAACCUAAGACAGGAGAAAAAAAAGAUCUUAUUCCUCUGUAUUGCAACUUUUUAGCUCAAGAUGUGCCCGCUCUUUCUUCUCUCUCCACUUGAAGAAGAUUGGGGUUAAAAAUAUGCUCAUAUGUGCUCAACUGUGCAAAAAUGUUCUUACUUCUCAGUUCUACUGACUGCAGACAUAAUGGAGUGAAACUUCAGCAGCAUUCAAAACAUAAAUUCUGCAUCUUUCUGCAUGUUUGUGCAGAGGUGUCGAUGUAUUUCUGAGUCCUUUAGACCAUAAUCACCGUGAAGAGUCGUCUUAUUUCACUGCUCCACAGUGUUUCUGUGGAGCAGUAAAAUUUUUUUUUCUUACUCUUGAAAUUGAUUUCCACCGCUGCACGCCCUCUCAUUCUAGCUCCACUUUCAGCAGAUGUGAGUCGAGAAUGUACCUGCAUGUGCGUAUUUCUGCACAAACUUGGUACGUUUGUUUCAUAGAUGUAAUGGUGCACAACUUCAGCAGCAUUCAGAACAUAGAGUCUGCACCUUCCUGCACGUUUGUGCAGAGGUGUCGUCGUGUUUUGGGGAACUUCAGCUUCUAGAAUCACUGAAACAAUCAUCUUAUUCCUGAUUUGGUUCCAGGAGUGCUUCCUUUUAUCUCUUAAUCUUAAAAUUGGAACAUAAAAAUAACAGAUAUUAUGUCGUUAAAAGCCAUGGUUCUUAUUUUUUGGAUCCAGCAGAGCUGUUUUCAGAUGGUUGUGAUUGUUUUCCUGGAAAAAAAUCAAAAGAUUGCGGCAAAAGAUCUGAUGUACAGAAGCCCAAAGUAGACAUUCAUCCCAUAUUUAUUUUACUUUACUCAGUCUGAUUGUGAUAAGUGGGUUUUAGUUGUUUUAUUGACAUAUUUCUGCUCUUAUCUUCUCUAGAAACAACUUCAACUUGCAUGUUUUGGCAAUGAAAUGAAGCAUAUGGAUGCAUGAGCUCCUGGGGCUUCUGUAAGGAUGUUCUUUUGUUUUAUCUAAGGUCCAAAAAUAUACAUUUUUCUCUUUGAGUGGCUGAAAACGUGUGAAAUUUGGGUCUUAAUCUUUCUGUGAGAGUCCUGAGGUCAAACAAGUUGAGAACCACGGCUUUAAAGAAUGUGGUAUUGAACAUUUUGACAACCUGUGCUGCCAACACAGCUGAGACUUUAGCUCAUUUAUGCUGAGUGCCAAUUCUGGAGCAGCAGCUGCCGUCGCUCCUUCAUAGCUGCAGAAAACGUCACAGAUCUGAGGAAGCUUACUUUCGAACAUGUACAGCUCUGGUUCAGGUAGUUUUAUCGGCUGUAGACUUUAAGAAAACUUCAGUUAACUUUUGCCAAGAAAGGCUAGAUCAGAGUUGAAAAAGAAGAAGAAAAAUUAGCCUGGAAGCAGAGUCAGUAAACAUGCAUAAAUGCUCAGAACUCACUUUAAUGUUGUCUUUUAAAUGCACGUUAGAUCCAGGUGAUUGCAUUGAACUAAACUACAAAACUUGACCUGACUUUUAGGUGAAUAUCAGUAAAAAUCAGGGAGGUUUGGGACCAGCUGGGAGAUGUUUGAACCCUGAAAUGAACAUUUAAACACUCAAACAUUUGAUUUAAGUUAAAGCCAGAGAGUUUGGGACUGCCGCACUUUGACUUUAGAUGUAAUGUUGUCUUCGUUGUUUUGUGUUGCUGCCAUAUUUCUAUGUGUUAAUGGUUAUUUUAUCAUCAGCGGUGAAAUCCACCCGUUUUUACUACUACAGAACAAACUGUGACACUAAAUAUUAUUUUACAGGAGCACUACAGAACCAGGUACACUUUCAGUGAGCUUUCCUUCCAACAUUUUCAGUUUUUGCAGAAAAAUCCAGACUGUAAAGGCGUAAAAUCUCACACCACUGGAAAGAAAGAAGUUUGAAAGUGUGUCAGAGCAGGACUGAAGUGAUCCUAUCUGUCACUGCUGUGUGAUUACAGGUACCAUAACUGAACUCUUUAAAGUGAAUCAGGCAGCUGCAGAGGGACGAAUGAAGGGAAAUGUUGGAGAAAGUUCUAGAAAUGCCGCUCAUUUUUCUGCACAGGAAGCUGAACGUGAUCCAGAACAAACCGGAUCAUUCCUCGCCUGCACAUUCAGCGUUUUUAAUCCGUCGUGAUUUUUGUUGUUUUAAAAACAUUUUAGCUGCUAAACAGGAAAGUUUCCGUUUUUGUGUGUCAGGUUUUCUGUUUUUAAAUGCCAAGAGAAUGUACGAGAAAAGAAAACGACGUUGUACAUACUGAAGGUUUAUUGUGAGCAUUUUUUAUUUAAUAUAAUUUUGUCUGAGACACUAACAUUCUUUUAUUUAAUCUCUGAAAGGAGUCAUGAUGGAAAACAAGCAUUUGCACUUUUUUGUUUCUUUGGAUUUGUAAAUGAAGUGAUUGAAAAUAAACCUUAAAAAUGUACCUGCA